UAUACAUGUAAAGAAAACGGCAACAGCCUUGCGUGCGAAAAAGAAAAAAAACAACGGAAUCAUGCAGCUCAAUGAUUGAAAGGAAAAUGUGUAGCAGUAGUGAUAAGUUAUCGCGUGAGAUUCUGAAAUGGAAUUUUUUCGCGCUGGUGAACAUUUGUCUCCAAAUCGUUGUUAGGAAAAUCGUAAUUUACUCGAACAAAAUAUCAGUGUCUGGGUUAUAUUUAGUUCCUAAUAGUUGUCGAAAUAAAUAAAUUUGAAUAAUCCUCUUCAGAGAGAAAUAAGUUUUCUUGAGCAGACGGGUUCUUCGUCACCUCGUGUGUUGAGAUCUACAAACUGACCAAGUGCCGAAGGAGGAAGAUGCGACCUUGCUCGCUCGCAGCACGAUCUGUCCAAGCGACGCAGGGCCGACGCUCGAAGAUGAAGCUUUAAUACGAGAUAACUCGAGGAACAGACAAGCAAAGAGGAAAGAUGUCGAGCGCGACGCAGUGCCGGCAUUUCGUGCAGAACGCUUGGAAGAAGGAGCUCUGCUCCAAUUGCUUCAAGUCGCGCGAGGAGCACGCGACACUAAAUCAAGAGCAUCAUCAAAGACAGAUCGUCGCGAAAACUACCAAUAGUGUUAAACGCGUCGCUCAUAAAGUCCAGGGUAUCCUCCGCUCGAAAGAAGCUAGAGCAAAACGCAAAAAUGUAGUCUUCCCCGACACACUGACCGAAAUAAUCGGCUACGACGGUGGUGACUUUUACGGCUCGGACGACGAGCAUCCGGACGAUCAACCGGACAGUUGUUCCGAAAUUGACGAUCUUCCGGAUAGCGAAGAGGAACGAGCACUGGGCAACUUGACCCGCGCUAACACCAAUUUCAAUACAGUCACGGCAAAUCUCACCGGAACAAUCGAAGAAGCCAAAGCUGCCUCGUCAAGAAGUUUCAACACGCUGAGGCUUGGCAGAGCACCCAAGGAUGGAGAUGGCAAGAAACCCGCGUUGUUGGUUACCGUUACGCCGUUUGGCGGCGAUGACAGUGUUCCCACUGCGAGAAGAUUAGUCGAGAAAAAGUCUUCCCCAAAUUCAACGAAACCUAAACCAGUCAGCGUGGACGAGUCGCCGAAACCCAUCGCAGAAUUUAUACCGAAGGCUACCGUGAGUAAGAAGCCUGUCGAAGAAACGAAAUCGAUCGAAUCGCCGAAAACUGUACCGGCACCAGCGGCGAUCGUAGACAUGCCACUGAUAACGUCGACGAAUUUACUCUCGGUAAUAUCACCAACGACGACCGAACAACAGAGACGAACGACGAGCAUCGCGCGAACUCCUGCUAUUAAGAAACCGGAAAACGAGAAGCCGAGAAUCGUUGCGCAGGAUCAAAAUGCUGCGAGGAAUCAGAAGAACCUCGAAAUGUCAAAUGGUGUCGAGCUCAAAUUGAAUCCUGUUAGGACCAAGCACGAUAAUGAUAAGGACAAUUCUAAAUUUGCCAAGGAGAUACCAAACUACACAACAGAUAAGCCUCGCCCAGCACUCACCGAUCUAACGGAGCGUAAAGUCGAAGGCGAGGCAGCGAGUGAAAAAUAUCGUCCAUACGAACAAAGUCGCGAAUCAGCCGGUGAACCAGAUGGCAAAGCAGACGAGGAGGUUUUAACCGAACCACCAGCUUUACCAUCAAGCCCACCACCAGCAAUGGAAUCAUCUGCUAAACGUACGUCGUUCUUACAUGGUAUGACGGAGAAACCGAAAGUGCCGCAGAAACCCGUAAGUCUGCCGACGAAGGUCGUUGGAUCGAGUUUGGCUUCGCUGCUCAGCGAAAACAGACUUUACGAGUACAGAUUGAGUCAAAUGCAAAGAAGUGCUGCGCUGUCGCACUCGCAAAGCGAAAGUCAAUUAUGUGCAAUCGAGAGUGGUGCAAAGGUGAGUGUGGAUUCGUGCAGUGAGUCGACGAGUGACAAAACUGAAGAGAAAGACGAGCAGGUAGAAGAGGAGAUAGAAGGCGAAGAAGAUGAAGACGAUAGUGAAUCGUCAACGGACGCUCCGCGUUCAUUUUCGAAGCGCCGAAUGGCGCCACAACCACCGAAUCCAUCCGAAGACACCUCGUUGAACCUUUUCACGCGUAACCCGGCGUCGAAACAAUCCGACUGUCCGGUUGUACGCGAGAAAGAGAAACGCGAACGUGCUUCAAGCUGUAGUCCAAAAUUCCGCAAAGGUGAAGUCACAGAAAGCACAGCAGCAAACAGACCGCCAGAGCCAGCGCCUAGGAGGAAUAUAUCCUUAUCACAGGAUAGUCUGGCUAUGGCGGCUAAUAGCGAAAGAGUAGUGGAAGAGAAGAAGAAGAAUCGAUCAAAAUUCUCAUUGAAAAAGUUCUUAAGGAUGGGAUCGAAAAAGGACGUUGACAUGACGUGCGGUUCGAAAAGUGAUGAGAUUCCGUCAACGCCGCAACCAAAGCCACGGCUGGAAAUCAUUCAUCCGCUGGAACUGGAUGGAGCUGCUGUACAAGUCGUGAGAAACGACAAGAAUGCUAAUGGCGGUGAAGAUACCACUGAGUUGAAGAGUGAUGCCCCUGGCAGUAGCAGUCCCAUCAUCCACAAUACUCCUCCUCAUGUCACGAUUCGACCGAGUAAACCGCCUCCACCACCUCGAUCACAAUCACUCGACGAAUCGUCGAGUCGAAUACAGCAGCAGCAACAGCAACAAAACAGUGGGAAGCCGUUAAACGGUAAAAGUUGGCAGCCGAACGGCAAUAGCGGCAACAACGAUUCGAUUUACGCUAACUUGGGGCCUGCAGCAGCGGAGGAUGUUGCAGGUGCUAUUAGGAGUGGCCUCGCGCCAGCUAAGCCAAGGCGUACGUCAAGUAUGAGGGACCAACAGCAGCUUGCAGUAGUCAGCGGGCAAACUCAGGAGCAGUCAUCAGCGCAGCUUUCGAGCAGAAGUGGGAUUCACAGUAAUCCAAUGCAGAGGAACGCGAUCGAUUGGCCGAAGAUCUUACCGCUGGAUUUUUCGCUAUCGAGUGACGACCGGACGUUCGAGGUAGAUGAUACAAAUGCAGAACUGCGACAAGGCGUGAAUCAUCCGAGCAAGUAUCCCCUCUCGAAGCGUCAGUCGGACAGCGGUACGCUUGACUCCAAUGCCUCCAGUGAAUUGAGAUUCCAACAGACUUUCUUCGCUAGAUCGACCUCACUUCCAUAUUGCGCCACCGAAAGCGAACUUGAAGCCUAUUCGCCUUUCAGCUAUCAUGGUGACAAGAAAGUCACCGAAGACGGAAAAAAAGACGAGGAUGCACGAAUUGGUAGGCUGAGACAACGCAGGGGUCGAAGUAUCGUUCAUCACAGUUUGGAAGAUAAUUAUGGGGCAGUUAUCGUUGCCAAUCACGAAGCGCUUGCUCAAUUUUUGGAACAGACAAAUCAGGCACCUGCAGUGCCACAAAGCCUACGCUUCUUGAAAACAAUCAACCUACAAUUGCGUUCCUUCAGUAUCGAUCGUAGCACGGCGGUAACGACAGGUAGGCGGCUAUUCUUUUCAGCUGUAUGGAACGAACAGAACAACGUGACACUGUGCCUGGCCUUCGACUCAUCCAUGCGAGUCGCACAAAAGGAAUUUUACCUUGCACCGAUCGUCGAAUUCAUUGAUACUGUACCCAAGGAUAUUCUAGAUUUAGGACAGAAUAUAGCGAAGAAAAGUGCAGAAGCGACAAUUUCUGUAUUACCUCGAUUGCAAAUCAAUACACUCAAAUCGUUUGCCGAAUCAGUCACUGUAGAGAAUAGCAACGACGAGAAUGCUACAAGAGAAUCAUCCUUUAUCUUACUGCAACUGGUCAAUGCUUUGAAAAGCUUGCAAGCGCAAGGCAUAGAAGACGCCCCAAAAGAUUUAAACAAUAUUGUACUGUGUCGUGAAGAUAAAGAUGCUUACCAUAGGCUCUACGUUUUUCAAAGAUUGAGCAUAGACAGUUGCGAAAAUGACAAUGUAGAAUAUACCUCGCUCUGUCAGUGCGCAUUUUACGCUCUGGAUCAGCUCAAUUUGUCAAAGAAGCUACCGCUAAUACGGGAGCUACUCAUGCGUGAAAAAGCCGUUACGUUAUCACAAGUCAAAUCCGUGCUAGAAUUCUCACUAUGGGGCCCGUCAGAUGCAACUCUGGGUGGACCACGCGAACGCGAAACAGCACUUCAGCGAUGGCUGGACUUAGAGCGAGCAACGGUACUGCACGCGCUGGUCCGCGCGCGAGCUCAGCUCUCCGUCACCGACGAAUACCAAUUACUCUUCCUCGUACGCACCAGUGCUAAAAUCAUGUGCGAAGCUUCGCUGCUACUCGACCGCCAACGUAAUGGAUUUCUCACGCGUGGUAGCUAAUCUCACUUUUGAACAAGUCUGAUAUGAAAUCAAAAAUACAAUUUGCGAUUUUAGGCGAUACGUUAAUACUCAUUUUGAACAAAAAUCUUAAUCAAAUUUAUUUUGCACUGUCUAAUAAUUCUUUUUUGUUUAAAGGCAUAUGCUUUAGUCGUUUCGAAAAUGCCAUAAACUUUAUUAGUCUUUUAUGAAAAUUAAAUCAAACUUAAAUAAAAGUCAGUUUGAAACUGACUGUUAACAAACUUUUCAAUACUCUAUGUUUAAGUUAUUGUUUUGUUAUAAAACGUUAUUUUUAUAAGAAUGAUUAAAAUUUAUUUUCUUAUAAAAAAGAACUAAAUGGUAAUGUUAUGUUUCAUACUUGCUAAUGUGAAAAUUGUUAUGAUGGAGGGUUAAGACUACUAUUGAAAAAUGUAUAUUUGUAGUGUUGAGGUCAAUAUUGUAUAAUUACAUGAACUAAAGAUUUAUUUAUAAUUAGAAAAUUUUCGUAAUAAAAUAAAAGCUAUC
This is a messenger RNA of Phymastichus coffea, 4824 nucleotides long. RefSeq lists its product as uncharacterized. The transcript is spliced from 15 exons. Lineage: Eukaryota; Metazoa; Arthropoda; Insecta; Hymenoptera; Eulophidae. The coding region runs from base 469 to 4323 and encodes 1284 amino acids. The record is from RefSeq and is a predicted model, not a curated record.